Molecule: messenger RNA, 2892 nt
Organism: Trichomonas vaginalis G3
Lineage: Eukaryota; Parabasalia; Trichomonadida; Trichomonadidae
Product: protein kinase protein
Exons: 1
Coding region: 1-2892 (963 amino acids)
Biological process (GO): protein phosphorylation
Molecular function (GO): ATP binding; protein kinase activity
Source: RefSeq, a predicted model, not a curated record
AUGGGGAAACAUAAGAAAAGUUUAAGCUUGGAAAGAAAAUUCUGGAGUGAAGAGUUAGUAAAAGCAUACGAGCAAGUUGAUCAAUCGCUUUCUCAAGUAUCAUGUUACGAAAAUCAACUUCAAAUUAUAUCUUUACAAAUGUACGAUUUUUUAGAUAGAUUUCUCAAAUCAGACCCCGAAAAACCUCUCACUAGGCUUCAAGCCGAGAAAAUUGUCGAUUAUAUUCAGUCAUGUUCAGAACUUGCGAACUUUUGCCAAAAAUUAACAGCUGGAAAAUGGCUUGGCGUAUUCCUCUCAGAACCAACGCACUCAUCGGUCAAUGUGUUUUCAAAACUAUGGGCUGAUUGGGCUUCUUGUGCCAAUUGUUUCAUGUUUCCUUCUUUUGAAUUCAUCGAAUCACUUUACUACGGCUUUUCUCAAGAUCUCAUUAGUAUACACACAGCACUGAUCGGCAUUGCGCCUGGAAUUUCUACAAGAUUUAAAGGAGCUUUAGUCAAACGAAUGAUAGAAAUAGAAGCGUGCAUUGGAACAUCAGACUUAGAUCGUAACAGAACAAGCCCAUACAUUUUAAAGCAUCAAGACUGGCAGAUUAUCAAAGAAAAUAUCGGAUUGGGCGGAUACGCUACAGUACACCUCGCAAAGAUGAGAUCUACCGGCGAAAUGGUGGCUGUCAAAGAGCUUAAAGCAGUCCAGCUCAAUCAAACCCGCGUUAUCUACUUAAAACGUGAAAUCGACGCUUUAAUGCGACUUUCCCACCCAAAUGUCAUUAAAUUGAUCGGCGUAACCGUUACUCCUCCAUUUUGUAUCGUUACUACAUACGUUCCGAACGGUUGUUUGAUUGAUUUAAUUAAUGGAAAAAGUAUCAACCCUAGAUGUACUCCAAUCUUCAGAAUGAGGAUCGCUUUGGAUACAGCGAGAGCUCUAGAAUACAUCCACAGCAUCGGAUUGAUACACAGAGAUCUAAAACCUCCAAAUAUUCUUCUUGAUAAUAAUGAUCGUGCUAUCGUCUGCGAUUUCGGUCUCGCACGUAUCGUAUCUUCAAUGAUGUCAUGCGAAAUAGGCACUACACAGUGGUGCGCCCCUGAAUUGUUGACAUCUGGAAAUGAUUAUAAUCAAUCUGUUGAUGUUUAUGCGUAUGGUAUCAUGCUUUGGGAAUUACUUACACAGAAGAUACCGUUUAAGGGUCUAAAAUGCAUCCAAAUCUGCGAAUGCGUUCUGAAAUACGCAGAAAGACCAGAGAUACCAGAAGAUUGUCCCGAAAUGUUUGCUACUGUCAUAAAGAGAUGCUGGGCGCAACAUCCUGAAGAGCGACCAACUUUCCAACAGAUCCGUGAAGUAUUUGAGAGAGGAGAUGUCUUAAUUCCGGGAACUGAUAGGGACGAAUACAUGAGAUUCGUAGAGCAAACACGUCCAGAGCAUGAAAAUGCAAUGAGAAUGGCCGCAUCGCAAAAAUCAAUUGUAGAUAUGGCUCUGGAAAGGAUGAACAAGCUCAGUUCGUACGACCAGUUAUGUAUAUCUGCUUUGGAAACACUUUUAUACUCAGGACAGCCACUGAUGCCUCAUAUUAAGAAAAUUGUUAUCAUGGCCGGUUUCAAAGAAGGCCAAGAACUCGCUAAACGUGCUAUUACAAGCAUUGUUAACGAUUUGAACUCAAAUGCAACUACUGUUGCCAUUGAAAUUCAGCCAUUAUUCGUAAAUGAUCCAGAAUUUGUCAUUUCGAUGAUUGCAAAGCUUCAUGUUCGUAUCAGAGAUUUCCUAACAGUCCUCAAAGAGUACUUAAAGUUCGGUCAAAACCAAACUCCUCAUAUUGUUGACUUGUUAAGGUCAUUUAUAUCAUUAGACUGCCUCGAUUACAUUUUCUCAUGCUUGGAUGACAGAUACGUCCACAUUAUACUCACUCAAUUCUAUGCUCAGUACGGAUGUGACAAAAAUCUUCCAAGAAUUGCAUUUACAAACAUUGAAUGUCUCUUCUACUCACUAAGGAAGCUUAAGAUGAGUGGAGAGCUCCGUAUGAUUGAUAAAGAUAAAGAAGAACAGCUUGCUCAAGUUAUGGAGAUGCUUCCAGAAGGAACUUGGCCUCAGCAUAACAAUUUCCUUCUUAUGGCGGAUUGUAUAUUCCCCUGGAUGCUCCGUUCCAAUAUUGGACAAGCUACAGCCGAUAUUAUGUUAACUUGUGUAAAAUACCAAGACACAAUUGAUUAUUUGAAGACAGAAGAAGCUUACCAAGUUAUCAUUAAGAUGCUUUCUUCACAGAGACUGACAAUUGUCCUUGCAGCUGUCGAGAUAUUGAAGGUUAUUCAGCCCCCAUCUAAAUAUCUCGUCCCAAUUUUCAAUGAAACCGUUUCUGCAUACAAAAUUCAUAACAAUGAAAAAAUUUUCAUUUCAAUUAUGCAUAUGAUUAACACAAAUAUCAACACAUUUGAGAUCAAUGAGUUCUUCUAUUGCUUCUUAAGUAAUUUAGGAACCGACCAAAAAGAAAAUUUGGAGUAUCUCAAAUUUAUGUUGAAAUCUAAUGCAAAGAGGCAUACUAUUACUUAUACAGAGCCAUUGAGUAAGAGGAUUUCAUCGAAAUUGUCAAAAUUAGAUUUUAAUUCUGCUGCAGCUCUUGGAUGUCUACUUCAGCAGUUCACUCCUAGAUCGCAGGACUUAGCGUAUGGUAUUUGUUCGGCUCUUUCCUAUCUUUACGGCAGCAAACCUCCAUUUUCUGUCGCAAUUCCGUUUUUGAACUUCAUCAAGGAGUCAAUGGGAAAGGAAGGAGUGUUGGAUAAGCUGGCGGCUGAAAGAUUCUCUGUUUACCUUUACCAUGUUCCUCUCCUUUAUCCACAAGAUCCAAGAGUUCCGGUGAUUAUUGAAGGAUUCACUGAAGCUUACGAAUCUUUGAUAAAGGCCUAA